UUUACAACUCAGCUAGGAUUUUCGAUGAGUACAGUAUAGCGUAGGCAGUACGGUGUGUCAUGAUGUAGCUUUCUUUGUUUGCAUUACUGUAUAGCCAUACUGGAUCUAUAAGGAGCUUCUCUGUGAAGUACAUUUUAAUAUUUAGAUCAAACAAUGAUUUGAAUACAUGAAUGCCCUGUGGGUAAACAUGUCAUUUUUAAGCAGCUGCCGAGCUUUCUCCUUGCUGCUCCAAUUAACACAUUCAUCAUGCACACUUAUCGGUGAGUAGGCUGUCUAUAUGGAUUAAACCACUUUGUUGUUUGUUCAUCCACCAUGUGUGGUAUCAGAAAUGGAUCAGCACGGUUAACAUUUUUAAAACAAAUGAAAUGAAAUGAGGUCUUGAGCAUGUGCCACAGCAAACAUCAGGGUAGUUAUUAACAGGCUACAGAAAACUGUUUUGCCUUCAGAUAUGGUUGAGUCCAUUGACUAACAUGUAUCCCCGCCCCCCAGCUCCACUUCAAAUGAUGGAGACAUAGGAUAGUGAAAUUCUAGUGCUGGGAUUCCUCUUGCUGUCAGGCAGAUCUUCUGAACUUUGUUCUGUUUUGUUUAAAGGCUGAUCAAACACUUCUCUUUAUUUCCUUCUUUACCUUGAUUGCAAUUUUUCAACAUAAAAACAAUGGAUUUGAUAAAGGUCCUCUUAAAGGUAAAACAAAAUGCUUUGUCAUAAUUGAAACUGUUGGGGGUUUUUUUUGUUUUUUUAAUGGUAUCAGAGUGGCUAGUCAAAGGGUGCAGCUCUCCAUCUAUAUUUGCUGUUCAUUCAUGCUCAAACAGCUUUAUGUGAAGCUUAGCUGCUAAGACCAGCAAAAGGUAAACUGGGCUGUUAACUGUGCACUGGUGAAAGAGAUGGAACGUUUCUUGGGCUUUGUGAAGCAGAUAAGAAGAUCGAGAAGAAGAAAAGGCAAAAAGUACCGACCUGAGGAGGAUUAUCAUGAGGGCUAUGAGGAUGUCUAUUAUUAUGCUUCAGAGCAUUUUCGAAAUGAGAGUCCCUAUACUAAAUCUGCAAACCAGACAAAACCACCUGAAGGAGCAUUGGCUGUGAGGAGACAGAGCAUCCCAGAGGAAUUCAAGGGCUCAACAAUAGUUGAAUUAAUGAAAAAAGAAGGCACCACCCUAGGGCUUACGGUAUCGGGUGGAAUUGACAAGGAUGGGAAACCAAGAGUGUCUAACCUUCGUCAAGGAGGAAUCGCUGCUAGAAGUGAUCAGCUGGAUGUGGGAGACUACAUCAAAUCUGUGAAUGGAAUCAACCUGACAAAAUUUCGCCAUGAUGAAAUCAUCAGCCUCCUCAAGAAUGUUGGCGAGAGGGUUGUUCUAGAAGUGGAGUAUGAGCUCCCUCCAGUCUCUGUACAAGGAUCGGGUGUAAUAUUUAGAACGGUGGAAGUUACUUUACAUAAAGAAGGGAACACUUUUGGGUUCGUAAUACGAGGUGGAGCACAUGAUGACAGAAAUAAAUCUCGUCCUGUUGUAAUAACAUGUGUUAGACCUGGAGGGCCUGCUGACAGAGAGGGCACAAUCAAACCUGGUGACAGGUUGCUGAGUGUUGAUGGAAUUCGACUCCUUGGAACGUCACAUGCUGAAGCCAUGAGUAUACUGAAACAGUGUGGACAGGAAGCGACUCUGCUGAUAGAAUAUGAUGUCUCAGUAAUGGAUUCGGUAGCAACAGCAUCUGGACCAUUGCUAGUCGAAGUUGCCAAAACUCCUGGUGCUGCUCUUGGGGUUGCACUAACUACCUCGAUGUGCUGCAAUAAACAGGUCAUUGUCAUAGACAAAAUCAAAUCUGCAAGUAUUGCAGACAGAUGUGGUGCAUUACAUGUAGGAGACCAUAUUCUGUCCAUCGAUGGUACCAGCAUGGAGUACUGUACAUUGGCAGAAGCAACACAGUUCUUGGCUAAUACAGUAGACAAUGUCAAACUUGAGAUCCUUCCUCACCAUCAGACUCGGCUAGCACUGAAGGGACCAGAACACGUGAAGGUUCAAAGGAGCAACAGGCAACUUACCUGGGAUUCCUGUGCCAACAACCACAACAGCCUCAUCACCUACCACCAUUAUAAAACCUACCACCCUGACCAUUGCAGGAUGCCAGCCUGGAAAUUCCAGAAAACGCCUCCUCAAAAAAACCUUCCUUUGGUGUCUUCGUCCUUCUCUCCUACCUCCAUGAGUGCAUACAGCCUGAGUUCCCUGAACAUGGGGACCUUACCUCGCAGCCUCUACUCCACCAGCCCACGCGGAACAAUGAUGAGGCGGCGAAUGAAAAAGAAGGACUUCAAAAGCUCAUUGUCUUUAGCCUCUAGCACUGUUGGUCUGGCUGGGCAGGUUGUCCACACAGAAACCACAGAAGUAGCGCUGACAGCUGACCCCAUUGUAGGAUUUGGGGUACAGCUCCAAGGAAGUGUGUUUGCCACUGAGACCUUGUCUUCUCCACCUCUGAUUUCAUAUAUUGAUUGUGACAGCCCAGCAGAAAGGUGUGGGGUUCUACAAAUAGGAGACAGAGUAAUGGCAAUAAAUGGAAUUCCAACAGAAGACAGCACAUUUGAAGAAGCUAAUCAGCUUCUCAGAGACUCUUCUAUCACCGGCAAGGUCACUUUAGAAAUAGAGUUUGAUGUUGCAGAAUCAGUCAUACCAAGUAGUGGAACAUUUCAUGUAAAACUACCAAAGAAGCAUAACGUGGAACUUGGUAUCACCAUAAGUUCUCCAUCCAGUAGAAAACCAGGGGACCCCCUUGUUAUUUCUGAUAUCAAGAAAGGAAGUGUUGCUCACAGAACUGGAACGCUAGAACUUGGUGAUAAACUGCUUGCCAUAGAUAACAUUCGACUGGACAACUGCUCCAUGGAAGAUGCUGUUCAGAUCCUUCAGCACUGUGAGGACCUUGUAAAACUAAAGAUCCGCAAAGAUGAAGAUAACUCCGAAACCAAUUGCGUCCUCUUGGCAUUUAUUGCAGAUGAACAGGAGAGUUCUGGAGCAAUUAUUUACACUGUAGAGCUCAAGCGUUAUGGUGGUCCACUUGGGAUCACAAUUUCUGGUACAGAAGAGCCCUUUGAUCCAAUAAUCAUCUCAAGUCUUACUAAAGGCGGACUCGCUGAAAGGACAGGUGCAAUUCACAUAGGAGACCGCAUCCUAGCAAUAAAUAGCAGCAGUCUGAAAGGAAAACCUUUGAGUGAAGCCAUACAUUUGUUACAGAUGGCAGGAGAGACCGUCACCUUGAAAAUCAAGAAGCAGACAGAUGCUGCAAGCCCUAAGAAAUUUUCCAUCUCUGGUCACUUAAGUGAUCUGAGUGAUGCUGAAGAUGAAACCUCUUCUACACAGAAACCAAGUAAACUCUCAGACAUUUAUUCUACUACAGUUCCAAGUGUGGACAGCGCAGUAGAAUCAUGGGAUGGUUCAGGUAUUGAUACCAGCUUUGGAAGCCAAGGUCCCACCUAUCAGGCUUCAGGAUACAACUUCAAUGCUUAUGAAUGGAGGAGUCCUAAGCAAAGAGACAACUUGUCCCCUCCCAGUAGACCACGAAACCACCCUUUUCAUGACACAGGACUGAGUGAUGAUGAAUGGGACAGACCAACAGCAAGUGGCUUUUCAGGUGCCCACGGCAACAGUGAGACUGACCAGGAGGAAAACUUCUGGUCUCAGGCACUGGAGGAUUUAGAGACCUGUGGCCAGUCAGGAAUUCUGAGGGAACUAGAGGACAAGGCUGACAGGCGUCUGUAUUUGAGAAACAUGACUCUCUCGGCAACAAUUAUGUCAGGAAGUACAAUGAGCUUGAAUCAUGAAAAUCCACAGCCUCGCAGCCAACUGGGAAGACAAGCCAGUUUCCAGGAAAGAAGCAAUGUGAGGCCACAUUACAGCCAGGCUACCCGCAGUAACACACUGCCAUCAGAUGUGGGGAGAAAGUCUGUGGUUUUGAGAAAAAUUAAACAGGAAAUGAAAGAAAUCAUGUCACCAACGCCCGUUGAGUUACACAAGGUAACUUUGUACAAGGAAUCAGACGUAGAGGACUUUGGAUUCAGUGUCUCAGAUGGUUUGUUGGAAAAAGGCGUGUAUGUUAAAAACAUUAGACCAGCUGGACCUGGGGAUCUAGGUGGUUUGAAGCCAUAUGACAGACUUUUACAGGUAAAUCAUGUUCGUACCAGAGAUUUUGACUGCUGUCUAGUUGUGCCUCUUAUAGCAGAAUCUGGCAAUAAACUGGAACUGGUUAUUAGCAGAAACCCACUGGCCUCUCAGAAGAUGACCUCAGAUCAACAAACUUUAGCAGUUGAGGAAUGGAAUGACCAAAAUAAUGCCUUCCUUCAACAAACCGGCCAUACUGCUAGUGUGGAGACACGAGAACCUACAAACACAAUAUAGCAACAAGUUAUUUUAGUGGGACACUCAGAAAUGAGAGACAAUAUAUGGUGCUAAAUCCCCUUUUCAGAUUUCUGUGACACUUGAGGCACAGAUGUCAUGUGGCAUUAAAAAGCACAGAGGGUCUAACUAUCCCUCUCAAGGUUUGUGUUACUUCAUGGAUUACUUUAAAAACUGAGUAUGGUUUUUAAUGUGAUGGCCACUGAGUAGUGCUAUUCCCAACUAAACCUGAUGUCAGAGAAGUCAUGAUAUUGAGUAAAGAAAAUGGCUAAUGGACUUUUCUUUUUUCCUUCCCUGAAGUAGCAGAAAGGGAGACCUUUUAAAGAGACUGAAUUGCUCCUUCCUGUCUUAACCGCAUCAUUAUUUUUUGAGCAGAAAAACUAGGAUUAGUCUUUUUCCACAGGUGUCUGGAUUUUGGUUUUUUUUAAUAAAGCUAGCUGGCUACUGAGUGGGGGGGGGGGGAUCAUGAGAUAGGGAGGGGUAUGCUGCCCCAAUACGGUUAGAGUAGUGUUUUGUGAACUAUUGUUCCGCUGGUUGUGCUGCAGCACGAGGGGUGCAGCCAUCACACUAAGUGCUGUUCAAGUGUUUUAACAAAGAUGCACGUAGGAAGCUGCAGGGUGGUGUGGUAAAGUUUACUGCCCAACUGCACUACAAUUUUAUUAGAAGUUACGUUAUUCCCUAUGCAGUGGAAGUACUAGACGGGAUGUGUCUUGGAACUGUAAGAUUCAUUUUAAGCAGAGAUGUUUUAGGUAGUGGGAAACUUCUGAUGAAGGAUUACUCAAUAAAAAUUAAAGGACUUUUUUUUUAAAAAAUCCUUUAAUUUGAUUUAAAUAAUUCAAGUGGAAAUUUUUAUAUUGUAUCAGCUACUAGUAGCAAUGGAGGACUGAUGUAAAAUCCAUUCAAAUGAGAAUGAUUCACACAAGGACAUACAAAUCUAAAUCUUUACUUACUUAU
Dermochelys coriacea (leatherback sea turtle) is the source of this 5325-nucleotide messenger RNA. RefSeq names its product glutamate receptor interacting protein 1 (gene GRIP1). The transcript is spliced from 25 exons. NCBI's taxonomy places the organism in Eukaryota, Metazoa, Chordata, Testudines, Dermochelyidae. Gene Ontology annotation, biological process: neurotransmitter receptor transport, endosome to postsynaptic membrane. Gene Ontology annotation, molecular function: nuclear glucocorticoid receptor binding. The record is from RefSeq and is a predicted model, not a curated record. The coding region runs from base 883 to 4374 and encodes 1163 amino acids.